This is a messenger RNA of Colletotrichum chrysophilum, 1257 nucleotides long. RefSeq lists its product as uncharacterized. NCBI's taxonomy places the organism in Eukaryota, Fungi, Ascomycota, Sordariomycetes, Glomerellales, Glomerellaceae. Gene Ontology annotation, molecular function: ATP binding; dihydrofolate synthase activity; tetrahydrofolylpolyglutamate synthase activity. The record is from RefSeq and is a predicted model, not a curated record. The transcript has a single exon. Gene Ontology annotation, cellular component: cytosol; mitochondrion; cytoplasm. Gene Ontology annotation, biological process: folic acid-containing compound biosynthetic process. Bases 1 to 1257 code for a protein of 418 amino acids.
AUGGCCAUGAAGGGCAUCAGCCUCGGCCUCCACCGCAUCUCGCGAGCUCUCGAGGGCGUACCCCAGAAGUGGGAUGCCAUCCACGUCGCCGGUACCAAUGGAAAGGGCUCAACUUGCACCUAUCUGUCGGCUCUGUGCAAAUCCUUCGGUAUUACAAAUGGCCUCUUCACCUCGCCCUACCUGGUUGAGCCCCGCGACGCCAUCAAGAUCAAUGGUACGCCCGUACAGCAGGAUGUCUACAACGACGUGAGACACAAGAUUUUGGACGACGAGCAAGCGCGGCUGGCUCAGGAUUCUUCUCAAGAGCAACUUUCCAUUUUUGAAGUGACGACUCUCAUCGCCUUUGGCGUUUUCACGCACGCCGAUGUGCAAAUGGGUAUCGUCGAGGUCGGCCUCGGCGGACGACUCGACUCGACCAACGUCCUCAAGCGCAAAAAGGUUACCGUCAUCACAAAGAUCGGCCUCGACCACCAGGCCUUUCUCGGCAACACAUUGCCAGAGAUCGCAAAGGAGAAGGCUGGCAUCAUGAUGUCCGGCGUGCCCUGCGUCGUUGACGGCAGCAACCCACCCGAGGUCCUCGAGGUUUUCCGGAGGCAUGCCGAAAGCGUGGCCGCGCCGUUGCACCUCACCACAAACCAGACCGGUCUGCUGGAAACGCUCUACCGGUCCGAGCUAAUGCCCCACCAAGCCCAGAACAUGGCUUGCGCCAUUACGGCUUUCCAGCUUGCGUACCCCGACUUGAAACUCUCAGCCGAGCAAGCCCUGCCGAUCUUGAAGGACGUCAGUCAUCUGGGCCGAUUAUCGUGGCUGGAUGUGAGCAAGAAGCAUCCCGCACGCAAGGGCAAGCCUGUUCUUAUCGAUGGUGCACACAACCCGCAGUCUGCGGAAACGCUCUCCACAUAUGUCGAGCGGCGUCUGCGAGUUGCGGAUAAGCCCGUGACUUGGAUAGUGUCGGUAUCUAAGCAGGACGGAAAGGACGCUGGUGGUAUGCUCCGAACCCUGCUGAGGCCCGGUGACAGUGUUGCUUGUGUGCCAUUUUCCCAUCGGGAGACGAUGCCCUGGGUUGAGUCUCUGCCUCCAGCUACCCUACGUGAUAUGGCAUCCGAGGCUGGUGCAAAGAAGUUGUACCAGGGCGACGAGAGCCUCGACGCUGCGAUGAAGUGGGCUGUCGACAAUGCGGACAAUGGUCCUAUUGUAGUCACUGGCAGUUUAUAUCUCGUUGGAGAUGCGUACGGAGCUUAUGAUGAGAUAGCUUGA